AUGAUGAUGAUGAUGAUGAUGAUGGUGAAGGUGGGGACCAGCCAAGGCUGUGUGCACAUCAUCGUGGCGCAGACCAAGGACCAUAAGUACACCCUCAGCCAGGCCAGCGGCGUCUUCGCCAGCGUCCCCGAGGUCGUUCACUACUACUCCACCGAGAAGCUGCCGUUCAAGGGCGCCGAGCACAUGGCCCUGCUGCACCCCCUGUGCUCCCCCCCGCUCUUCCCCCUCCGAGACUGGCCCAAACGAUGCCCUUCGUCUCCUGCCCAUCCCCAGCCUCAGCUCCAUCGUCAUCUGCUGCCCAUCCCCAGCCUCACCUCCAUCCUCUCCUGCCCAUCCCCAGCCUCAGCUCCAUCGUCAUCUGCUGCCCAUCCCCAGCCUCACCUCCAUCAUCUCCUGCCCAUCCCCAGCCUCAGCUCCAUCAUCAUCUGCUGCCCAUCCCCAGCCUCAGCUCCAUCAUCAUCUCCUGCCCAUCUCCAGCCUCACCUCCAUCAUUUCCUACCCAUCCUCAACAUCACCUCCACCAUCUCCUACCCAUCCCCAUCCUCACCUCCAUCCUCUCCUGCCCAUCCUCAUCCUCACCUCCAUCCUCUCCUGCCCAUCCCCAGCCUCACCUCCAUCAUCAUCCUCUACCCAUCCCCAUCCUCACCUCCAUCAUCUCCUGCCCAUCCCCAUCCUCACCUCCAUCAUCUCCUGCCCAUCCCCAUCCUCACCUCCAUCAUCAUCUCCUGCCCAUCCCCAUCCUCACCUCCAUCAUCAUCUCCUACCCAUCCCCAUCCUCACCGCCAUCCUCUCCUGCCCAUCCCCAGCCUCACCUCCAUCAUCCUCUCCUGCCCAUCCCCAGCCUCACCUCCAUCAUCAUCUCCUACCCAUCCCCAUCCUCACCUCCAUCCUCUCCUGCCCAUCCCCAGCCUCACCUCCAUCAUCAUCCCCUACCCAUCCCCAUCCUCACCUCCAUCCUCUCCUGCCCAUCCUCAUCCUCACCUCCAUCCUCUCCUGCCCAUCCCCAUCCUCACCUCCAUCCCCCCCUCCCAUCCCGGAGCGUGGAGCAAGCUCCAGCCUCAUGCACCGCAGGAAGGGUUUGGCUCUCUGGGUUGUGUGCCCCCCUCACCCCCCCCCACGCCUCCCAGCCCACUAUGGGGAUACCCUCAGUGAUGUGGGGGCACCCUCAGGGCCCUGGGGGAACUUCCUGGCCGUGGGGGACACCUUCAGGGCCGUGGGGACACCCUUAGUGCCAUGGGGACACCCUUAGUGCCAUGGGGAUACCCUUAGUGCCAUGGGGAUACCUCCUGCCCGUGGGGGCACCCUCAGUGCCAUGGGGGCACCCUCAGUGCUGUGGAGACACUCUCAGGGUCGUGGGGGUGCCCUCAGUGCUGUGGGGAUACCCUCACUGCCAUGGGGGCACCCCCAGUGCCAUGGGGGCACUCCCUGGCCGUGGGGACACCCUCAGAGCUGUGGGGACACCCCCAGUGCCAUGGGGACAUCCUUAGUGCCAUGGGGGCACCCUCAGUGCCAUG
Pogoniulus pusillus (Red-fronted tinkerbird) is the source of this 1514-nucleotide messenger RNA. RefSeq names its product Src homology 2 domain containing E (gene SHE). The coding region runs from base 1 to 1152 and encodes 383 amino acids. The transcript has 4 exons. Gene Ontology annotation, molecular function: phosphotyrosine residue binding. The record is from RefSeq and is a predicted model, not a curated record. Lineage: Eukaryota; Metazoa; Chordata; Aves; Piciformes; Lybiidae.